This is a messenger RNA of Cercocebus atys (sooty mangabey), 1689 nucleotides long. It is a transcript of the gene RND1, whose product is annotated as Rho family GTPase 1. Gene Ontology annotation, molecular function: GTP binding; GTPase activity. The coding region runs from base 126 to 824 and encodes 232 amino acids. The transcript has 5 exons. Gene Ontology annotation, biological process: small GTPase-mediated signal transduction. The record is from RefSeq and is a predicted model, not a curated record. Lineage: Eukaryota; Metazoa; Chordata; Mammalia; Primates; Cercopithecidae.
CGGCUGUGCCGGCCUCCUCCACAGUUGGAGGGAGGCAGGGAAUCCGGCUGGGUUGGCGUGCCGAGACGCACCUGGCGCAACCCUCCCUUCUGAAUCGAAAUUCAAGUCCCGCGGACACUGCAACCAUGAAAGAGAGACGGGCCCCCCAGCCAGUCGUGGCCAGAUGUAAGCUCGUUCUGGUCGGGGACGUGCAGUGUGGGAAGACCGCGAUGUUACAAGUGUUAGCGAAGGAUUGCUAUCCGGAGACCUAUGUGCCCACCGUGUUCGAAAAUUACACAGCCUGUUUGGAGACAGAGGAACAGAGGGUGGAGCUUAGUCUCUGGGAUACCUCAGGAUCUCCCUACUACGAUAAUGUCCGUCCACUCUGCUACAGCGACUCGGACGCAGUAUUACUAUGUUUUGACAUCAGCCGUCCAGAGACAGUGGACAGCGCACUCAAGAAGUGGAGGACAGAAAUCCUAGAUUAUUGUCCCAGUACCCGCGUUUUGCUCAUUGGCUGCAAGACAGACCUGCGAACAGACCUGAGUACUCUGAUGGAGCUGUCCCACCAGAAGCAGGCGCCCAUCUCCUAUGAGCAGGGCUGUGCAAUAGCCAAGCAGCUGGGUGCAGAAAUCUACCUGGAAGGUUCGGCUUUCACCUCAGAAAAGAGCAUCCACAGCAUCUUUCGGAUGGCUUCCAUGGUGUGUCUGAACAAGCCUAGCCCACUACCCCAGAAGAGCCCUGUCCGAAGCCUCUCCAAACGACUGCUCCACCUCCCCAGUCGCUCUGAACUCAUCUCUUCUACCUUCAAGAAGGAAAAGGCCAAAAGCUGUUCCAUUAUGUGAAGUGGAAAUUGGAGGGGGGAGACAACCCCCUACUUCCUCCCUUGGGGUGCAGAGGCACGGGGAGAGGGAGGAUGAGACAAUUUAGGACACUGGACAUGAGUUUUUCAGAUGGCCACGGUGAGGGCUUGGAAGGAGACAGGAAUGGGGCGAGGAAGGAGCCAGGCCCGGCAUGAGGACCUGAUGCUGAGAUAGAACCAUCAUACCCCAAGCUAGGCACUAGGUUGUGGAGGGGGCGGCUACCCCAGUGCCCCCCCGCUCCAGAGGAAGGAAAGCUGUGGGGGACGGGGGGGCAUGCUGGCCUCCUGGGCUUGGAGGCCUACAGCAGCCUCACCUUCAGCAUCAUGCCUCUUCCACACAGCGUUUCCAUGCAGGCCAGGGGAUGGGAGGGGUCCCAGAGCCCUUCCCUUCCCCUCUAAGGAGGCAGCAGUUGAACAGAGUGGGGAAGCCGAGUGGCAGCUCCCUUGGGGGUUUAGCCCAGGUGCUUCGUAAAUGCAAUCGGAAGUGCAGGAGCUGGUCAGAGCCAAUGAGAAGGAAACCUCAUCUUUGCAUAGCCCAUGCCUCAUGGAGAGGUGACAUCAUACAUUCACAUGCUUCUCACCUAAGUCCCCAGGGUCCAAGGGAGAAGCCCCAGACCCCCUUCUCUUGCAGAGUGUGGGGGUGGUGGUGCUGCAGGGGCAGGGCUGGGUGGGGGUCACCAGACUUUUUCUGCCCUUAGGGCAGUACAGCUGGCAUUUGUUUUAUAGACUCUUGUCUUUGGAAUUGGGGGGAGGGGGGAGUGUUUCAAUCUGUUAUAUGUUCUGUGUUUAAUGAAGAAAACCUAUUUAUUAAUGAAAAAUAUAAUACAUAUAAAGAGUUUGGCUCCGCA